AACCGAAAUUCCGAGCCACGAUUUUGCCCUUGUUGGACCGCGGUGUCGUGUAUGCGAUAGCGCAUGUCCGUGGCGGCGGUGAAAACGGACGCACGUGGUAUGAAGCGGCCAAGUAUCUGACCAAGAUAACAACAUUUACCGACUUUAUUGCGUGCGCCGAGCACUUGGUGGCCACCAAGGUCACUUCCCCUAGCCAACUGACGUGCGAAGGUCGCAGCGCUGGCGGGUUGCUUGUGGGGGCAGUGUUGAAUAUGCGCCCGGACUUGUUUACGGCGGCGGUGGCGGGAGUGCCGUUUGUGGACGUGAUGAACACCAUGAGCGACGCCACGAUUCCGCUCACGACCGGCGAGUGGGUCGAGUGGGGCAACCCAAACGAACUCGAAUAUUUCGACUACAUGUUGCAAUAUUCACCCUACGACAAUGUCAAGGCCCAAGCGUAUCCCAACCUGUUCGUGACCGGCGGCCUCUUUGAUCCCCGUGUGGCGUAUUGGGAACCCACGAAAUGGGUGGCGAAGUUGCGUGAUUUGAAGACCGACAACAACCAGGUGCUGCUCAAGAUGGAUCUGGACGCUGGGCACUUCAGUGCGAGCGAUCGAUACCAUUACUAUAAGGAGAAGGCGGUGGAGCUCAGCUUCCUCUUGGACCAGCUCAAGUACCACCUCAAGUGCUAA
Messenger RNA from Aphanomyces astaci, 671 nucleotides. RefSeq lists its product as hypothetical. Lineage: Eukaryota; Oomycota; Saprolegniomycetes; Saprolegniales; Verrucalvaceae. The annotation marks the transcript as partial. Gene Ontology annotation, biological process: proteolysis. Gene Ontology annotation, molecular function: serine-type endopeptidase activity. The transcript has 5 exons. The record is from RefSeq and is a predicted model, not a curated record.